Molecule: messenger RNA, 1476 nt
Organism: Megalobrama amblycephala (Wuchang bream)
Lineage: Eukaryota; Metazoa; Chordata; Actinopteri; Cypriniformes; Xenocyprididae
Gene: lysmd1
Product: LysM, putative peptidoglycan-binding, domain containing 1
Exons: 4
Coding region: 379-1014 (211 amino acids)
Source: RefSeq, a predicted model, not a curated record
AGAAGCUAAGCUAAUUUGCUAAGGGCUUGUAACAAAUAAGUUUCAACAGUGUCUGAAUUUAGAGAUUAGAAUGUAACGGCUCCGGUAGGUUGUAUAGUUUGUAUAUUUCUUAAUGUUUGAUUUUAUUUUAGAGGCGCCACUUAUUUAAGCGAAGCACAUUAACUUAUAUCAGUUAAAACUUCUCUGGGACUAACGUUACGCAGGAUUUAAUUAUUAUUUCUCACAGUGUGAUUUAUCCACUGGUUAUGUGGCGUUAAAAGCUUUAUAUCGAAGCUGUUAUGAGUCCUGCCGUCAUGCGUUCAGCAGCCGCAGAUGGUCAGCUGGAGUUCAUCCUAAGUCAUUAGUAGUUAAACGCUUGAUCCCGCUGGAGGUCGGGUCAUGUCCGCGGAUCACUCAGCGACACAGACCGGGACUCACGGCCUCCUCCGCGGCCAGCGCACCCGGUCCUACGGCAGCCUGGUGUCCUCUUCAUUAUCACCCGUGAGACAAAGACGAAUUGAACACAAAGUUCAGCCCGGUGAAACUUUGCAAGGACUAUCACUGAAGUACGGCGUGUCUAUGGAGCAAAUCAAAAGGGCAAACAGACUGUACACAAAUGAUUCAAUAUUCCUGAAGGAGUCCCUUUUCAUCCCUGUGCUGACAGAGUCUGUGUCUUUCACAAAUGGGGUGGAAUUGACAGAGGAGGAGUCAAGUCCAGCACAAUCACACACAGAGAUUUCUAAUGAGACUCCCCAAAGCCAAACAGACCCUAGUAGAUGUGAAAUUAAUGCUGAUCUGUCACCGGUGGAGUACCUGAAAAAAAUAGACAGCUUGAUCAGUAAGUCAAAACAAGCAGCUGUGAAAACCUGCCAGGAGGGAGAGAAACAGUUCUCUUCUAUGGAGCAACUCCGUCACAGCAAUCUGAAGUUCAACACAGUAUCCUCCCAUCAGGCCGUAUUGGGAGCUGUUCCCGUUACCAUCACCAGACGGACCAGGAAUUUGAGGGAUAGGGAGGAUGAAAUCUUCCAGCUCUGAUGUAGGUUUAUUCUGGUGUAGGACUCUUCUGACUGUUUUCUGUUUAUUGGUAAAGAUGGAAUGUUUUAGAGGGCUCCCUCUUCUGGUUUCAUGUAUUUAAAAUGUGAUUGGGAUUGCUGGAGAGAUUUGCAAUAGUCCUGUUUAUAUAAAACUGCUAACAGCUUUAGACAUGCACCCAUAUUAGCACUGUAAAAACAUUAGCCUGAUACCUAAAAGUAAUAAUGUGAAUUAUAAUUCUGCUGUAACCAAAGUAAUGAGAGUUUUAGGUUUGAUGUGGACGACUGCAUUUGAGCAAAAGAAAUCAGGAAUGUAGCUUUUAAAAAUAGUGCACUUGCUAAUUCAUAUUUAAUACUACCUCACAAAUAAUGGAUAGAAGUACUUUAGUUUUAGGAAACUGAAAAAGUAUUUGGGAAUGUGCCAUUGGACAUCUGCAUCUUUCAAUGCAUAGUUUUGCACUGCAGU